Messenger RNA from Chiroxiphia lanceolata (lance-tailed manakin), 891 nucleotides. It is a transcript of the gene SLIRP, whose product is annotated as SRA stem-loop interacting RNA binding protein. Bases 506 to 826 code for a protein of 106 amino acids. NCBI's taxonomy places the organism in Eukaryota, Metazoa, Chordata, Aves, Passeriformes, Pipridae. The record is from RefSeq and is a predicted model, not a curated record. Gene Ontology annotation, molecular function: RNA binding. The transcript is spliced from 4 exons.
CGGCUCUGCGGCCCGCGAGGGGAGGGGCCCGGGCCCUUCCCACCUGCCUCUCUCGAGUCACACACUGGUUUUUAAACAACACGGGGACCCGUAAGAGGCUCAGCGGUGGAGUGCAGUGUCCUCUAGCGAGAAACGGGGCAGCUAGCCAAAAACGGGGCAGCAUUAGGGACUCGGCGUCGAGCACGAAGGGAAGCAGCGACACAGCCACAGCCCCGCGCUGAGACACCGCGCAGAGGGCGGGACGCACUCGCAGCCCCUCGCCGCGGGGCGCGGGCAGGAGCAAGCCGGCGUUACCUGGCCCCCCGGCGCGGAGAAGUCCACCACGCCCCGCAGGUCGGACACGUCGCGCUGCCGGUAGAAGCGAAAAAGCCGGCGAAACGCGUCCUCCCCACCCUCCCGGGUCAGUGCCGCCGCCGCCGCCAUUUUGGGCCGGCCGAGGCGGGCGGUGCUGCCGGGGCGGGGCGGGGCAGGCGGGGCCCUCCUUCCCCCUCACCGCAGUCCCGACAUGGCGGCGGCCGGUGCGGCGCGGGCGUUUGGGCGCCGUUCCCGGCAGCUCUUCGACAUCUUUGUGGCUGAGGUUCCCUGGACAGUGUCGAGCAAGGAGCUGAAGGAGUACUUCUCCCAGUUCGGGUCGGUGCAGAGGUGCCAGCUGCCGUUCGACAGAGAUACAGGCUUUCACAGACGUUAUUGCUGGAUUAAAUUCUCAACUCCAGAAGAUGUUCAGAACGUGUUAAAGAAGGAUUCCCACAUACUUGAAGGUUCCAAGCUCACUCUCAAACAGCAGACCCGCAGAAGACGCAGUCAAAGAAGGAAUCCAAGGGAGUGAGUGGUGGAAGGAGGCUUUAUUUCACUAAAUGUAAAGAAACUAAAAUAAAGAUUACUGAGAAACUA